Molecule: messenger RNA, 2143 nt
Organism: Cuscuta epithymum
Lineage: Eukaryota; Viridiplantae; Streptophyta; Magnoliopsida; Solanales; Convolvulaceae
Source: the annotation of a GenBank genome assembly
GUCAGUAGUAUGAAUUAUAUCAAGAGAGUAGACGACUCUUCGUGGGAGUCAAGUCUUCUAGGGCGGCAGCUUAGGAUUUGUAGCAGCAGUUCCAAAACUUGCGACUAGAAAUUCCAGGUUCUAUUGGUAUCUUCCUGUAUGAAAUUUCUGUAGCAUAGCAUCAGUUACAUAAUUGGUGUUCAAUUCAAUCUAUUAUACGGAGUACAUACAUAAAUAUAUCUCAGUUAGGGUUUUGAUUCAGAGCAGCCCACCAUGGCUAUGGUGAUGCAGUUUCAUACAAAGCAUAAGUCUUUACUGAUAAUGUGCCAACCCACACUAGUGAAUCACAGAUUCGCAUUGCAAUCCAUGAACUUUUCUAAAAGAAACCACCAACCGAACGGCCAGUCGUUAAGUAUCAGCAAUAUCUCACUUCAUAACCGGAAUUUCUCCUGUGGGAUUCUUUCUGGGCGUUACCAAAGAAUCACUCCCAGAUGUUUUUCAAGUUCAUUUUUGGGUAAAGGUGCAAGAGGCUAUGGAAAGAAUCUACCAUGGCUGUCAAAUGACAGGGCUAAACAGGCUAAAACUUCUGAGAAAGUGAUGACAAUGAAAACAAGCAAGUCUUCAUGGGAGGAAUCAGCAGAGAAGUUCUUGAAAAGUUCUGUACCAGCUCCUGAAAAUGUUGAAGUUAUAAGCUUUGAUAACAGAACGAAUCAGCGCUGGGAUGAAGGUUAUGGUGGCGAAGUACAAGAGGAAGAACAAGAAACUGGGCAGGUGGAUGAUCCUAGAUGGGAUAAGAUAAAAAACAGAUUUAAUAGAAUUAGAGUGACGAAUGCCCCCGAGAGGCCUGACGUUAGGAGGUGGAAUAAUCAGGAAAAUUGGGGCCGGAAGACGUGGAAGGAGGCUACAGAAUCAACUGUGCCAAAAAUGGUUGGGGAAGGCGUUUAUGGUAUUGGUCCAGUUUUGGCUGCCUUAUCCGCUGAAAGGAGGGAAUUCUACGCUUUGUACAUUCAAGAAGGGUUGGAUUUGAGCUCGAACAAUCGGAAGAAGAAAGACAAGAAAGGGUUCGAGAAAGUUUUAAAGAUGGCGGAAAAAAUCAGGUUGUGUACAAAGGAGUUGUCCAAACAUGACCUGAACAUGAUUACUGACAAUCGGCCUCACCAAGGUCUAGUCCUCGAUGCUUCCCCUCUAGAAAUGGUUAGCAUCAAAGAAUUGGAACCUGUUUUGGUUGAGGGAGAGGAUGCUGCCCCUCUAUGGGUAGCCCUAGAUGAGGUGACCGACCCUCAGAAUCUAGGAGCCAUCAUACGAUCCUCUUACUACUUUGGAGCUUCAGGUGUGGUUUUGUGUGCCAAGAACUCUGCUCCGUUGAGUGGAGUUGUGAGCAAAGCAAGUGCAGGCUCGCUCGAGUUAAUGGAGGUUAGAUCAUGCAAGAACAUGAUGCAGUUCUUGACAUCAUCAUCUGAAAACGGUUGGCGGGUGUUAGGAGGUUCGGUCUCUUCAAGAGCCGUUCCUUUGACCGAGGUCGAACGGGGCAUUCCUACGGUUCUAGUUUUAGGCAGUGAAGGGACGGGCUUGAGGCCCUUGGUUGAGAGAUCAUGUACUCAGUUGGUUAGAAUUCCAGGGAGCAUACCCGUAGAUGUUAGGGCGAAGGGGGAAGAUGAGGAUGUGGUAGAUGAAGAAACAGAUAGUGAAGGCUCAAGUGGUAACUUUAAGACAUAUAUGGCUGUGGAGAGUUUGAAUGUAAGCGUUGCAGCUGGUGUCCUCCUCCAUUACUUGAUUGGGAGGUAGGAAACUACAUGAUAAAUGGCCAGUUGCCUAAGAAGAUGGCUACAACAACAACAUCAUCCAAGCCUUAGUCCAAAGAGAUGACAAACUUGUCUUUCGUGCAAACUUAAUGUUAUUUCCGAGGGAAGCACGUUUUUUUUAUUAGACUAGUUCCUUAAAACCCGUUUAGUAAGUUAAAAAAGAGUUAUCAAUGGACAUUUCAGGUUUUGCUUGGUCUAUUACUAUAAUCAAGAGUUUCCCCUUUUGUUAAUAAUUAGCUCAUGUUUUAGCCAUUGAAACUGUUUAGCUACGGUUGUCGCCUUGGGUAUCAGUGUAUGUAGUACACCCGCUGUCCCCAUUCAAACCUAUUUGAUCCAGCAUUGAAACAAAACCAAAAUUCAAG